AUGGCCAAGGUUCCUGCGCCUCCAACUGUCGUCAAGACAGAUCCCACGGCAAUCCCCUUUGUCGGGUGCCAGCCUGCGAAGAAGGUUCAAAUGGAGGCAGUCGACAUCAAGGAAGCCGAAAAAUACACCGGAGACUUGGCUGUGUUUUCAGUUCUCGCCCCAGGAUGCUUCCACGACGACCCAAAUGCGUCUCAGCCACAGAAAGGACCCGUCGCACUUCCCGAAAUCGCGCAAAAUUUCGACGACGCUGUCGGUCAGGGCAUGCUGAAGGACGCCGCCGAUGCUUCCGACUUCAAAGCCAAAAUGGGCUCCCACGUCUUUGUCCGUCUCCCGUCAAAGUCGUCUCCAGCUGUCAAGAGUCUGGCCGCGCUAGGCUUCGGCUCACUCGCCGAGUUGACUCCGCCCUCUGUUGCGAAGGCUGCGUCUGCGUUGGCGGGCAUGCUUCUCCGAGGCGCCGGAGAGAAAGCGAAGAACGUCGCUCUCGUUCUUCCUUCCUGUCCGAAGGGGGGAUGUCCCUCUCCCGAAGGCCAAAAGAAGACGCAGGAAAUGAAGGAGAGAGUCGUUACCAGCUUCUUGGAGACUUUGCUCGUCGAGCUCCAGCCUGACCUGAGAUUCAAGGGGGACCGCGACGGCGGAAAAGACUCCGGCCCUCAGCUCGAGAAACUCACUCUUUUCACCGAUGAUGUCGAAGCCGUCAACCGCUCCAUUGCUCGAGCAAAGAUCGUUGCUCCAGGGGUCUACUUCGCCCAGGAGCUCGUCAAUGCACCAGCGAACUACUGCAACCCCGUCACGCUCGCACAGGCCGCUGUCGACAUGGCUAAAGAGGCAGGGCUAGAGGCGGAAGUGCUUCAGCGGGACGAAAUCGAGAAACUGAACAUGGGCUGCUACCUCGCCGUCGCGAAAGGAUCGCUCUUCCCUCCUCAGUUUAUUCACCUCACCUACAAGUCUUCCAAUCCCAAGCGGAAGGUCGCGCUCGUCGGCAAGGGCAUCUGCUUCGAUGCCGGCGGCUACAACUUGAAGACUGGCGGCGCUCAAAUCGAGCUGAUGAAGUUCGACAUGGGAGGCGCAGCGGCUGUCCUUGGAGCCGCCCGCGCACUCGGAGAGUUGAAACCCGAAAACGUCGAGAUCCACUUCCUGGUCGCAGCGUGCGAAAACAUGAUUUCCGAUAAAUCGUACCGCCCCGGAGACGUCAUUACCGCGAGCAACGGGAAAACUGUCGAGAUCGGAAACACCGACGCGGAAGGCAGGCUCACCCUCGCCGAUGCUCUGAUCUACGCGGAGAAGACAGUCAAGGCGGACACUAUUGUCGAUGUCGCGACGCUAACUGGAGCUGUGAUCAUUGCUCUCGGAUACAAGUAUGCUGGCUUGUGGAGCAACAGAGAAUGCAUGGCCAGCAGCAUUCUCAAGAGCGCUGAAAAUAGCGGAGAGUACAUGUGGCACAUGCCGCUAGCCAAAGACUACGCCGAGGCUCUCGACAGCAAGUGCGCCGACAUGAACAAUGUCGGAGGCAAGGGGAAGGGCGGCUCCAUCAUCGCUGCGGUCUUCCUCAACAAAUUCGUCGAGAAGGCCUGCUGGGCACACAUCGACAUUGCAGGAACCGCCUGGGAUACGAAGACAAACAGGGCGACAGGUUUCGGUGUCCGCACACUCGUCGAGUACAUCAUGGACAUCAGCGAGAAAACAAAAGAGAACUAA
Neospora caninum is the source of this 1695-nucleotide messenger RNA. RefSeq names its product probable cytosol aminopeptidase, related. Gene Ontology annotation, molecular function: metalloaminopeptidase activity; manganese ion binding. Bases 1 to 1695 code for a protein of 564 amino acids. Gene Ontology annotation, biological process: proteolysis. NCBI's taxonomy places the organism in Eukaryota, Apicomplexa, Conoidasida, Eucoccidiorida, Sarcocystidae. The transcript is spliced from 9 exons. Gene Ontology annotation, cellular component: cytoplasm. The record is from RefSeq and is a predicted model, not a curated record.